This is a messenger RNA of Exophiala oligosperma, 3414 nucleotides long. RefSeq lists its product as uncharacterized. Gene Ontology annotation, biological process: hyperosmotic response; signal transduction involved in filamentous growth; establishment of cell polarity. Lineage: Eukaryota; Fungi; Ascomycota; Eurotiomycetes; Chaetothyriales; Herpotrichiellaceae. The record is from RefSeq and is a predicted model, not a curated record. Gene Ontology annotation, cellular component: extracellular region; cell surface; site of polarized growth. Gene Ontology annotation, molecular function: osmosensor activity. The coding region runs from base 857 to 2995 and encodes 712 amino acids. The transcript has 2 exons.
CGGCCUCCGACCCUGCAACUUCAAUGAACCUGUUGUUGAUCUGAUGCAUCGCACACACUCUCUCCUCCUCCUCCUCCUCCUCCUACCGACCUACACUCACCUCGUCGUCCUUGCCAUCGACCUUCGAUGAUCCGUCAACGUCGCCGUGGUCGCUGUCUCUCGUUUUGCGACCGAUAACCCUUUCCUACGACUAGUCGAAUCCCCCUUUGGACUCAGCGCUUCUGCUUCUCAAGCCAUCCUUUGUUCAAGACUUGCCAGCACCGUCAAGACAGUGCUCGCGUUCGCUCAUUCAACCUCGACAAAGUCUGCCCUUUUUUCCACUCGGUCGACCACGUUCUUUCGAACUUGUUCCCUCUUCGAUCACUCAUUUAUUUGUGGCCAAUCUCAACCAUCCUAGAAGCGGUCUCUCUGCGCGCUCACGCCGGCCGCACAUUAUACACCUGCAAUCCUUGGUUGUUGUCUUUGUCUCUUCAAACAAUUGGCUGGACCAACUACCUGGAGGGAACGCAAAAGCCACGGUCUUUGUUGGUUAUUCUCGGACAAAUAUAGCUCAAAGACGGUCGACUCUUAUGCUACGGCUUUCCUAGACCAACAGUCUCAACUUUCCACGGACCGAUACAAAGAGGGCUUUGCGAGGAGGAACCUUUGCUACUGAGAGAAACCUACCGAUUUAAUUUGGAUCUCGUCAGGACGCGAUUCUCACCCACGAGAAGUUGACAUCCUGCUCCCUCUCAAAAGCUUAGCCGACUGGAUUUCUUUUUGAGGAUCUUUGGGUCCUAGCCACUCAUUUACACAACAAGCUCUCACUGCAUACACUCGUUUUAUCAAAGCCUGAAUAUAUUCUAGAAUCUACAUCAUGAAGUUCUCCUCGAUUACCGUUUUGUCUGCGAUCCUCGCAGGCACCCUCGCCGAGGCUGUCCCUGCGUCUGACCCACGGCGAACCGACCUGAAGCCCAGGUACUACUUUCCUCGGGUCGUGAAGAGAGAAAUCCUGGGUUUGAAUCUGACUUCGUCUGAUUCAACCGAUUCAUCUGAUUCAUCGAGUACGACUUCGACCGCUACGGGCAUUGAUGGUGUUUUCUCCAACGCGUUCUCUGGAUUGAAUUCCAUCAUCUCAAGCGACUCGACAUCAAGCGUUCCUACGAAUUCGGACGCCAGCACGACUGACCCAUCCACCAACCUACCGGGACCCGCGAUAACAGGGACAGGUCCACUGUCGUUCCCGGCCACCAGCACCGACUCGUCCGACAGCACAGCCUCUGCAACGGGCAGUGACCCCACGAUCACAAGCUCCAGCAGCAAUGGUUUCGGUAUUACUCUUGGACUCGGCUCGAUCAUUACCACAAGCAGCGAUUCGUCCACUGCAACGAGUACUGACUCGGCCCUCGAGUCCGCAAGUUCCGCUGCGACGUCCAUUCUUUCGCUCGCGAGUUCUCUCGAAUCUGCGGCAUCUACGGCUGCCAGCUCAGACCUGGCUUCAAUUUCUUCAGCUUUGUCGUCUGCUGCGUCCGUAGCUUCCUCGAUCGCCUCUGAUGUCAGUUCAGACGAUUCGGCCAUUACGUCGACGCCAACAUCUAACUUCUUCUCCGACAUCACGACGACCCCCACGAAUAUUAUCACCACACCCACGGGCGGAUUCGGGAUCACUACAACACCGUCGACUACGACCGAUGGCCCGACGAUUAUUGACACCGGGUCUACUACACCGACCACAACGCCGACAACCACACCCACCGACGUAGGAAUCACAACACCACCCACAACCACGCCAACAGGGCCAACUUCACCUCCGCCAGACAACAACUCGACGACACCCACCACCACUCCGAGUAUUACGGACACCCCCCCUACUACAACCCCAACAAUUACUCCCACUCCCGAGCCUGGAAAUUCUACCACCACUCCUGAAGUGACGCCUACCACUCCAACCGAGACGCCAACCGAGACGCCAACCGAGACUCCGACGCUGGAGCCAACUUUGACGCCGAUUGCCAACACGACCACCAGUAUCCCGCCGUUGACUACGUCGGUGCCCCUGACCAAUACGCUCAAACCCACAGGCACGGAUUCGGCCACCGCUCUGACGCCCGAGUCUAGCAUCAUCUCGGCUACAUUCGUCGCUCCGAGUACCAAGUCGACCUCGUCUAGUAGCGCCGUCAUCCCAACCUCGCUACCUGGCUUCAUCCAACCGCCCGGAGGAGCAAACACUGCGCCAGCAAACACCACUCUAAUCCAAAUUGGUUUCGACUAUGGUCUCAACUACGCUUUUGUGGUGUCAUCUCAGACAGCCAUCCAGCAGAUAUUCUCGUAUCUCCCACCCGGUCUCGGUCGUGGUAUGAACCAAAAUGCCAGUGACGUGGUCAUGCAAUAUCUUCAACCAUACAACACGUUGGACAGUCUCGACUACAUCACCACGCUAGCAUUGGCCUACAUCCCUUCGGAACAUGUCAACACACUCUCGGUGAAUCUCUUGAACCCGAACUCGGAUCUCUACAACAACCCCAACCCGUCCAUUUCCACUUUGAUGGGCAUGAUCGAUUCAUCAAUUCCUCUCCUGCCUGGGUCUGCCAUGCAAGGUGGAGGCACGCCUAUCAAUUCGGCAAACAGCGCUGCUACUACCUCCGGCAGUGGCGAGUCCAACGGUGGUGCACCUGGAUCUGGUGACAGCGGUGGUAGCUCUUCUGUGCGUCCGUCCUCGGUGGGUAUCGCAGUCGGCGCGGUCGCCGGUGCAGCCGUCUAUGGGGCUGCCAUGUUCCUGGUCGCGCGCAGGUACAAGAAGAAGAAGUCGGGACACCAGAGAUCGAGCAGUGUGCAAUCGGGUCAGAACCGAGCUGGAGAACAAUCCAACCUUAUGGUUGCGGGCGGCCGUGGUAGCUACGGUACACGAUUUGGCGGUCGAACAUCUCAAAACAGUGACCGAAGUGGUUCCAACCGGAGUGGACGAACGUACAUUAGUCCGCCCGUCAUGGCCGAGAACAGUUUGGGUUGGAACUGAGAGAUGUUUUGAUGCGUCGAAAGAUGUUGUACAGGGAUGAAGAUCCGUCAUGCCCGUCUACGAUAUACCUCCACCUUUAUUCACAUAGUUAUCCUUUUUUUUCCUUUUCGUUUCUUUUUCCUUGGACUUGUUCUUUUGCAAAGAGGAAGUCGGAGCGGUGAGUUGGAGAGUUCUCACCAUUUUUGUAGCGUUAUGUGGCGCAAGACAUCAAAAAAAAGCAUGAGUGAGAGAUGGGGAGAGGUGGAAGAGAAGGACGAGGAGGAAGGGGGAGAGCGGUGUAUUUAGAUGUACUUGGUGAUGGUGCAGAUUUAUAGUACAAGAUAGUUGGUUUGCAUAUGAUGAGCAAGCAAUUUAGCAAUUACCUAGAAUGUUCCGAGUAUGAAGUAGUAAUAUUGUAGUAACAUGAUUCUGAAAACGUG